UCACUUCUGCCAGAGUUAUCUCAUUUGGACACCCGAGUUUUCCUCUCGCUCGCUUCGUUCCCUAUUUCGCCACCCGAAAUCUGCUACUUAUUUUCCGCGGCUACAUUUCAUCGCGUAAAACUUCAGCGUAAAGCUUCGCGAAAGGAACUUCGUAGAGCUUCGAGCAGGCUCGCAUCCUCAGCAGCGAUGGCGGCCGUAGAUCUUGAGCUUCCAGAGACAUCCUGGGAUAAUUCCCAAUGCGGUCGUCGCAUGACGAAGGCACAGCGCGCCAAGCUGAAGACCACAUACAGACGAGAUCACCCAACGCAGCCCCCAGAACGUCCGGAUCUCAGCAGCACGACGACGAGAUUCUGGGAUGAUUGGAAAAUUUCAGAGAAGGCUAGAGCGGAAUGGGAGAUGGAAAUGGCCCAGCAUGAGGAAAUGGUCCGCUUGGCUAAGCUGGACGCAUGGGAGCGCGUGGCGAGGCCGAUUGAGGGGCGUAAUGCCGUGGCUGAGAGGGUCCGCGAGAAGUUUCAAAAGCAGCUGGUUUUGAGAAAGGCUGAGUGCGCGAGGAGCAAGGAGAUUCGAGGCACCAGCCGCGAGAAAGGCGAACGGCGAACGUUUUAGGGUUUAGCGAGGCGUCCCUGACUUCCAGCGCUGACGGAAAGUUCCAGAAGCAGCUGAUUUUGCGGAAGGCUGAUCUUGCGAGAGCCAGGGAGAUCAGGGGCACCAGCCGCGAGAAAGGCGAGCGGCGAAUGUUGUGAGUGAGGCGCGUCCUCUCUUCCAGCCGUCGCAAGUAGUUCAGAAGUAGCUGGUUUUGGAAAAGGCUGAGCGUGCAAAGGAGCAAGGAGAUUCGAGACACCGUCCAAGAGAAAGGGGCCAGCUUGAAGUGACGGGCUUCGGAAUUUGCAAGUACCGUAGCUGACCUAUUUUGGCAGGCUAGUUUUGAGGCGCCUCAAAACCGUCCAAGAGUAAGGUGCCAGCUUGAAGUGACGGACUUCGGAAUUUGAAAGUACCGUAGCUGGCCUAUUUUGGCAGGCAGCUUCACGCUGUGUUGGUUACAUUGCAUACAUCCACACUCUAGGCAGCAAGGGUGGUACCGUACUUGUACUUGAGUCUCCAUGAGAAGAAAGAGAGCCAAUGGCAGGAACGGCUACAGGAGCAGUUGAAAGGCUUCUGGAGGCCUGGGGCCUGGUGGUUCAACAGUUAGUGUUGAAGUUGGAUUGGGUGGCUGACAGUCUCCCCAGUCAAGCCUGAGGCUUCACGGUCAAGUGCACGGUCAAGUGCCGUUAAGUGCUAGUGCAGUGGGAUGGGAUAGGACAGGAUAGUGACCAGCACAAGUAUGCAGGAGUUUUUUUCUUGUUUUUCUCCUGUUCUUCGUGCAUUCAAUGGCUUC
This is a messenger RNA of Closterium sp. NIES-67, 1375 nucleotides long. The record is from the annotation of a GenBank genome assembly. Lineage: Eukaryota; Viridiplantae; Streptophyta; Zygnematophyceae; Desmidiales; Closteriaceae.